This is a messenger RNA of Ricinus communis (castor bean), 2500 nucleotides long. RefSeq names its product probable serine/threonine-protein kinase PBL7. The transcript is spliced from 6 exons. NCBI's taxonomy places the organism in Eukaryota, Viridiplantae, Streptophyta, Magnoliopsida, Malpighiales, Euphorbiaceae. The record is from RefSeq and is a predicted model, not a curated record. The coding region runs from base 537 to 2108 and encodes 523 amino acids. Gene Ontology annotation, biological process: protein phosphorylation. Gene Ontology annotation, molecular function: protein kinase activity; ATP binding.
UCUCUCUCUCUCCAGCUUUUGAUUUAUCUUAUUGAACUAAAUCAAAUAUGAUGCAGAGAACGGACUUUUUGUGGGUUCUAUUUGUCCACUUCAACCUUAGCAUCAAGAAUCUCCUUUCUUCUUUUUCUUCCCUUAUACAAAUCAACUCUCUUUCUCCCUUGCUUUAAUUAACUAGUUUAAUACCAACAAUCAAAUACCAAACCCCAAUUCUUAAUAUAUAUAUAUAUAUCCUUCUUGCUAUUACAUGUCCACCUUCUUCCUCUUAAUCAGCAUUACAUUAUACAUUAUACCUGUGAUUAUAGUUUAUAUAUACACAGAGGCCAUACCCUCACUCCAUUUCCAUCUCUUUCUUUCUUUAUCUUUCUUUUUCUCUGUCCUUGUCUCUGUUUCUCUCUCUGUCUCUCUCUCUCUCUUGAGGAAAAAUAAAAAUUCUUUCUCACCCUUCAAGCAAAGCAGGCACCUUUCACUUUUUUAUAUUCUCUCUAUCUCCUUUUCUGGUUUUUGGGUUUCUGUGCUCUCAUUGAGAUCUACUAAAAAUGGGUUUCUUUCAAGAAAACUGCACUAACUCAAGGGAGCCUCAGAGCUGUGAUAUUUGCCAUUGUUCUUCCUUUAUAUCCACAGAUCACUAUUGUGACCACAAUGAGCUCAAGUUAAAAACCCUUUUAGCAAAGAUGGUUUGGCAACUUGGGUUUGCUUGUUUUUUACCAAGUGAUAGCAACAAAAGCAACAAGAAUAACAAUAAAAUCAAGAAUGCGAAUUUGGAACAUAAUAAGGCUUGGUUAUUAGCUGAGUCUGGUGGAUGUGGUGGUGGUGCUGCAGACGGUAGUGGUGCAGAGUUAACAAAUGGUGAUCCACAGUCAGUACACUCUUCUUUCAGGUUUAGUUUUUGCUCUCAGGUUGAGCUUGAGUCUAUGAAUAUGAAUUCUUCAGCUUCUGCAACUGUAUUAAUGGUGAAUUUGGAUAAUGGGUUGAAUGAGACUAGAACUAAAGAACUUAAAUGGAGGAGAAUUCAGUCUCUUGAGAGGAGUAUUUCUCCAGUGGCUAAUUGCUUGAUCAGAUUUAGUUAUUGCGAAAUUCUUGCUGCUACCUGUAAUUUUUCUAAAGGUAGAGUUUUGGGAAGAGGAGCUUUGAGCUUUGUUUUUAGGGGUAGAGUUGGAUUCUUGAGGACAGCAGUGGCUAUUAAGAGAUUAGACAAGGAGGAUAAGGAAUCUUCAAAAGCAUUUUGUAGAGAAUUGAUGAUUGCUAGCUCUCUUCAUAACCCAAAUAUUGUGCCUCUUGUGGGUUAUUGUAUUGAUCCAGAAGAGGGUUUGUUCUUGGUAUACAAGUAUGUCUCUGGUGGGAGCUUAGAGCGCCAUUUGCAUGAUAAGAAGAGAGGAGCGAAGGGUGGUUCUGCACUUCCGUGGUCGGUGAGGUAUAAGGUGGCACUAGGAAUUGCACAGGCAAUUGCAUAUUUGCAUAACGGAACAGAAAGAUGUGUUGUUCACAGAGAUAUUAAGCCUUCAAAUAUACUCCUUUCUUCCAAGAAAACGCCCAAGUUGUGUGACUUUGGAUUGGCUACUUGGACUUCUGCUCCCUCAGUACCUUUCCUUUGUAAAACUGUCAAGGGAACAUUUGGUUACCUGGCGCCUGAGUACUUCCAGCAUGGAAAAGUAUCCGAUAAGACUGAUGUUUAUGCUUUUGGGGUGGUCCUCUUGGAACUAAUAACAGGAAGGAAGCCAAUUGAAGCAAAAAGGCCUUCAGGGGAAGAGAAUUUGGUGUUGUGGGCUAAACCUCUAUUGCAGAAGGGGAAAGGAGCCGUCGAAGAGUUGCUGGAUCCACGGAUUAAGUGCACUUUGAAAAAGACAACACAAAUUACCCAGAUGAUUCAAGCUGCUGCUGCCUGUGUAAGUAAUGAGGAAUCAAGAAGGCCAGGGAUUGAUGAGAUUAUUGCUAUACUUAGAGGUGAAGAGGAGCCAUUCAACACCAACAAGAAGAAGUCCAAUUUUUCCGGGAUUAUAGAUUGUUAUCCUCAACUGCAACAAACAAAAAGUGAGAUGAAGAGUCACUUAGCUCUGGCAAUGCUAGGAGUUUCAGAGUUUGAAGACGAUGAUCACCUUUACUGUCGUUGACACAAAGGUCCACUGAUUUAACUGUCUGAUUAUUUUUGUUUUUGGGUGUUUUCUUAUUUGGUGGGUUGGUUGCAUGCGGACAGGUGCUAGAAAACAGAACUGGAAAAAGAGUGUUGAAAAUUGUAUAUAGGAAAAUGGGUUCACUGAGAAAUUAUGUAAAUAGAUUCCAUUUGUCUUCCCCUACAAUGGAGAGAAAGGUGCAAUGAUUUUUUGGGUGGAGUUUUAGGCUUUUCUAUUUCGCAGGAUUCCUGAAGUAAAUAUGCAUAUUUCAGAAUUUUUUCUUGAUUUCUUUCCCUUCUUGGUUGCUGAUGGCACUUAACACUUGUAUGUAUAAAAGAAUUAGGGACAAUCAGCCAGCAUGAAGUUCAAGCCUUAAAUUGGAAUUCUGAGCA